Cyprinodon variegatus (sheepshead minnow) is the source of this 747-nucleotide messenger RNA. It is a transcript of the gene arpc5b, whose product is annotated as actin related protein 2/3 complex subunit 5. The record is from RefSeq and is a predicted model, not a curated record. Bases 117 to 368 code for a protein of 83 amino acids. Gene Ontology annotation, biological process: Arp2/3 complex-mediated actin nucleation; cell migration; regulation of actin filament polymerization. The transcript has 2 exons. Lineage: Eukaryota; Metazoa; Chordata; Actinopteri; Cyprinodontiformes; Cyprinodontidae. Gene Ontology annotation, cellular component: Arp2/3 protein complex; cytoplasm; actin cytoskeleton. Gene Ontology annotation, molecular function: actin filament binding.
UUCCUCUUUAUGACAGCAGCUUCAAACAGACAGGGAAGUAUUUUAUCUUAACGGCCGAUUUGAGCUCAAAAUAGUCUCCCUUUGAUUCGGAGCUGCACAUUUAAAUAGCAUCGAACAUGUCGAAGAACACAGUGUCGGCACGCUUUCGGCGAGUAGACGUGGAUGAAUACGACGAGAACAAAUUUGUGGACGAAGAGGAUGGAGGAGAAAAUCAGCUGGGUCCUGACGAGACGGAAGUAGACGCCCUUAUCAGACAAUAUCCUUUACAUGACAUUAGAUUAUUUCAUUUUGUCCGCUUUUUUUUUGCUCUGGCCGCCGGAGGAGUGGGCAGCAUUGUCAGGGUACUAACGGCGAGGAAAACGGUGUAAAAGCAGAGAUCAAACACGCCGCACUGUUCACGUCCCAGAGGGCAUCGCAGCUCAACAGAACACCAGAUUUUAGUUUUACUCACUCAGGUGCUGAUUUUCGUGAGACGUAAACAUGGGACUUGAAAAGUGGGUUAAAAACAGUUUUUCUUUAUUUCUUCCAUUUCAGUUUUCACAGCCCAAACCACAGUCCUCACAGGGUGCUAAAAUACCUUCCUACUACAUCCAUUAGCUGAUCCCUCUGAGAUCAGCGGUCCCUCUAAUGUUUACGCUCUACUUUAGAGAAGAAACACUGGUGGGAAUUCUGCACCAACCAGUAAUCAGUAAUCUCAGUUUUUGGUUCCCAUUAUGUUACUUUAGCAUCAGAGACCCCUAAGUGGGG